Molecule: messenger RNA, 1650 nt
Organism: Branchiostoma floridae (Florida lancelet)
Lineage: Eukaryota; Metazoa; Chordata; Leptocardii; Amphioxiformes; Branchiostomatidae
Product: RANBP2-like and GRIP domain-containing protein 8
Exons: 13
Coding region: 130-1635 (501 amino acids)
Molecular function (GO): protein binding
Source: RefSeq, a predicted model, not a curated record
UCCACGCAUGCGUAAUUUGACACACAUGGCCGCCGGUUUGAAUCCCGGUUGCGCCAAAAUUAUUUCCGACCCGAUUUAUACGCUGUUUUCGCCCUUAUAAUCGAUAUCUUGGAGGCGAACUUCACCAAGAUGAUACGAAGUAAGAGAGAAGUGGACAAGCAUGUUGCCAAAGUGGAACGCAACGUGCACAACCCGAGAGAGAAAGCGCUGAAAGGAUAUGGUAUCGCCAGGCUCUACUUUGAAGCCAAAGAGUAUGACCAGGCCAGAAAGUACCUAGCAGGGUACAUCGGAGUGAGUAACAACGAUGCCAAAGCCCACAGGUUCAUGGGCCAGCUGUGGGAAACCUCACAGGAACACAGCAAGGCACUAGGCUGUUAUAAAAGAUCUUUGGAAAUAAAUCCAGCCCAGAAGGACCUCGUUCUAAAAGUGGCAGAGGUUUGCUGCUCUGUAGAGGAAGAUCCUCAGAGGAUGCAGUACUGGGCAGACAAGGCAGGGGCGCUGUUCCCAGGUCAUCCGACUGUUUUCAACCUGAAGGAGAGAAUCAUGACAUCACAAGGCGGUAGUGUGGAUGAUAUGGAAGAUCUGAUUGGUGAACAAAUGGCUGCCCAUCCAAAAGAUGCCCAUCUGCAUAUCCGCCUGAUCAAGCUGUACCGGGACAACGAUAGAAUGGAGGAGGCGUAUGAUCACUGCACGUCCGUGGAGCGCACACGAGUCUUCAAGGAUAGCGCAGAGUGGUACGGCUGCAUGGCUAAUACACUACAGACAUAUCUAGACCAGAGGACCCCGCCCUCUCCAGACGACACCCACACGUUGUACAUCCAGCUUCUGUCAGCUCUGUCCAGUUUGGUCCGACUCAAGCUGGCUGAGACCAGUAUCAGCCAGUGCUCUGAUGUCCUCAGAAGAUUUGACCGUUGCCUGCUCACAGCAAGCCAGCUGACUGCUCCAGUGGGUGGGGAGGGGGGUGAGGAGUGGAGAGUUGUACUGGAGGAGAUGACAGGACAGAUCUACUGGUUAGCUGGGACACUGCUGCUCAAACAGGCACAGCAGGGCCAGCUGACAUGGACAGAUGCCAUGCCUCUGGUGACAGCUUGCUACUUAGUCAGCUACCAAUCAGCAGCUCCCGACACACGGGCGCCCUGGGUUACCAUGGCAGACCCCGCCCGGCAACUGCCCCCACCCACCUGCUGGUAUGACAUGGCCUGUUGCAGACUCAGCCAAGUUGGCCACAUGCUAGAGACUCUACAAGUAGAACAGGGCAGUGACUGGGUGGAAGACUGCCAACUAAAGUUCUGUAAUCCACAGGGCCGAGAGCGGGUGUUCUACGUCCUGUUUGGCUAUGGGACAGACAACAACCGUUCGUUCCUCCUUACCAGCGGCUCCUUCUCUCGUCAGGACAUCGAGCUACCUGACACAGACGAUCUCAUACAAUAUGACAUGGUGGCUGUCCAUGACCAGCCGGGUGAGCUCCAGCCUGUGGUGUGGCUGGGCUUACAGUGGUUCAGCGCUGAGGACAACAUCCAGCCAGACUGUGGACUGUGGGUUUCUCGGCUCUUCCCUGAUCUACAGUUCACCACGACAGAUCUCAAGUCAGGAGCUCCGCUGUCAGUUUGCCUUCUAGAUAUCCAGGUACUGUAAACCCUUCUGUAACUU